Molecule: messenger RNA, 3597 nt
Organism: Dicentrarchus labrax (European seabass)
Lineage: Eukaryota; Metazoa; Chordata; Actinopteri; Moronidae
Gene: rnf141
Product: ring finger protein 141
Exons: 6
Coding region: 179-865 (228 amino acids)
Biological process (GO): protein autoubiquitination
Molecular function (GO): ubiquitin-protein transferase activity
Source: RefSeq, a predicted model, not a curated record
GAAAGACGCACUGCGGCGUCAUCAAUCGGCGCCUGGGUUGUGUCAACACAAACAGAAGAGAGAGAGAAGCUAGUGGUGCUAGUUUGGACGCUAACUGCCUCUAAUGUUGAGUUAUUGGCUCUGCAGAACUGAAUGAGCCUUCUGCCAGUGCUGUUUUGUAAGUGCUGCUGCUGCCAGGAUGGGCCAGCAGCUCUCAGGUCAGGCGGUGAUGAACCAUCUGCCUGAGAAGCUGGUGAAACACGCUGGACUGGUACGUGACAGCGGCUACCUAACCUACGAGGAGUUUCUGGCGAGAGUGGCUGAACUUAACGACGUUACUGCCAGGCUCGCUGCUGGACAGCAGAAGCACCUGCUGUUUGAGGUGCAGCCAGGAUCCGAUGCCACAGCCCUGUGGAAGGUGGCAGUCAGGGUCCUCUGUACCAAGAUCAACAAGGAGAGUGGCAUGAUGGAAGCAUCACGCAUCAUGAACCUGUACCAGUUCAUCCAGCUGUACCGUGACAUCACCAGCCAGGCUGCUGAGGUGCUGUCUGCAGAGGGCGCCACCGAGGGCCCAUCUGCCCAGCUCCCCUCUACAGACUCCUGCCAGGCCAGCAUGUGGAUGGGCAGAGUGAAGCAGCUGACUGAUGAGGAGGAGUGCUGUAUCUGCAUGGACGGAAAGGCCGACCUUAUCCUGCCCUGCGCUCACAGCUUCUGUCAGAAGUGCAUUGAUAAAUGGAGUGGGCAGAGCCGAAACUGUCCGAUAUGUCGCCUGCAGGUCACUGCUGCCAAUGAAUCGUGGGUAAUGUCUGAUUUCCCCACAGAGGACGACAUAGCUGGCUACAUCCUCAACUUGGCUGAUGAGGCAGGCCACCCACACAGGCCUUAACACACACAGCACACUGAGCCAAUUAGAUGAAAUGGGAAACUGACCCGUACUAAGUAGACCUUACAUGUUGAAACACAAAAUGUCACUUUUUUCCUGAAAAGCUAACAAGGCAGAAGAAACCAGCAGGGUUUCCUUCUCCUUAUGUUCUUAGUGACAGGGUCAGAAAAUGAAACCUUGUUUCUUUUACUGUAAGUCCUAAACAUCCUAGGAUGCUCUUUGUAACCCAAGUGUUGUAGAUACGGUGCUUUAUGGGAAUGGGAAUGCGUUGUUUGAAGUGAAAAGUCAGUAUAUGUAAUAUGCUAAAUAAUAAUCUAUUCAUUUAACACCAUAACCAAGAGUACAGGUCUUACAGUAAUUAAGGGUUAAUGUAACCAACAUGGAAGAAGAAGAGCUGUUUGGGAUUAACUAGGCACUUUAUAAUAGGAAUCCUUAUCCAACGUCCAGUGUGUAACAUUUAGGAGGAUCUACUGACAGAAAUGGAACAGAAUAUCCAGAAUUGAAGCACACACGCCCCUGCAUCACACGCCAACAAGUAAGCUCUAUGCUGACAUCUUAAACGCAGAGGAUGCAGCGUGCUGGACGGACUACGGAGGUAACUGAGGAGUUGUCUGAGAAUCACUAGGCUUGUUGUCCAACGGCCGUAUAAUAAAUAUAUAAAUGAAAUACGUCAGAUCUGCUUAUGUCUGUCCUGCUCCCGAAAACAAUCAAUUAAGAAAUGCUUUUCUCCUUAUGAAAGUAACAUCAGCGAUUGUUCGACCAAUGAGAACUAGGUCGGACAAAUAUAUCAUACAUCAACCGACCAAUCGACCAGACGGUGUCAGCCCCAUUAGAUAGGCUGUUUUUUUGUGAGUUUCCCAGCCUCCGUAGUUUCUCCUACACAUUUGGAAGGCUGACCUGUAGUCACAUGGUUGCAACUUCACCACUAGAUGCCACUAAAUCCUACACACUGGUCCCUCAAGUUGCCUUUCAUUUUAAUAUAAUGAGAGCUGAGACAAAGGAGGUGAGCCCUCGUAUCCAGAGAGGGUUGUUAAGGCUCAUAACUCACAAUAGUAAAGUUUAAAGGAAUAGUUCAACAUUUUGAGAAAUUCCCUUUAUUCACUAUUUGGGCUUAUAUGAGAUAAGAUCUAUGCCACUUGCAUGUCCGUUUGUGAAAUGUAAGGCUACAGCCAGUUAGCUUAGCUUAGCACAAAGACUCACUAAUUAACACGUUAUUUCUCGUUUGUUUAACCAGCACCAAAACAGAUAACGUGUUAAUUUGUGAGCUUCAGAGGUGCUGGCCAGUGGAUAUUGUUAUGUUUGAACAGAGCAAGGCUAGCUGUUUAUGGUCUUUUCGCUAAGCUAACAUGUUGCUGGCUGUAGACCUCUAUUUAAAAGACGGGUACAAGAGUGUUAGCAACCUUUUCAUAUAAUUCUCUGGCAGAAGGGUGAAUGAGCUUAUUUCCUUGUGCUUCAAGUGCAAAUCUAAGACAGAGGUUCUGGUCAAACUGUAGAACCAAAUGUAUUUUCCACCUGUAAAGCUGUUCUGUAGUCUGUGCAAUAUAACCCUGCAUGUUUAUAUCCCACAUGACAUGCCCUAUGAGCUGUGUUAUGUGAUAUCAGAAACUGACAUUGUCAAUGAGUGUCUUUUGGGUGUACAGGACUAAAUAGUUUUAUAUGAUUUUAUUGACUUUGCUUGCCGUGGUGUGUUUUUUUCACUGUUGGAAAUAACCACUUUGUGUCAUCAAUGCUGUUCUUAUCUUUUUACUUAUAUAUAUAUUUUUUUUAAUUUACCAUAAUUUUAUUGAGAAGUACUGUAGUUUAAACACACACACACACCAAAACGACCAGUCCUGUCUUUGCUGUGCUCCGCUUCGUCUGGCCUACGACUACAGAUAACUGAUUUAUUGAGAUAGGCAGCUUUUCAGUUAAAAACGAAAUCUUUUAGAGUUAAAUAAGACCAGAAGAAAAGUAUUUCUGGUCUUGUUUCCAGAUCACAUAAAUCACAGGCAGCACGUUUAGUUGUCUGGUUGUGAAUUAUGAGGAUCUAUGCUGAAGUAUUUCAUACAAUGUGAACAUGUAAUGAACAUUAGUGAUAAAUAUCUAUUUUACAGUUUAAAGUUAUUGAAGUUAUAACGAUAUACAAUGCUAGUUUAUUGCUAGUCAUUUUGUAUUUCUGACAUUCAGCAAGUUAAUCAGUUUUACAUUUCAUUUACAUUUAGAUAGUUUAACUGAACAUGUUAAUUUCCUGAAGAUAUAUUUGAUUUAUGUUUAUUUAAUAUACCAUAAACAUUCAUUUAAAUUCGACCAAAAUUAAUUAAUACGUUUUGGUUGCUGAUACAGAAAAAUCUCACUUUGAAACCUCACUGUAGCUUUCUCUGUGUUUGUGCACUACAGCAACAGAUGAUUUUAUCUCUGGUGGAAAAUAUUGUCUGACACUGUAACCCUCUGACAGCAGUUGAGACCGGGCACAACCACACAUGUGCUGCAGUAGGAAACUUUAUUACUGCAUGGUUCAUUCAGAAUUUAUAAAACAAAGUUUUAUUAUUGUUAUUAUUAAAUAAUAAAUGAUAUUUAAAUGAGAAAAUGUUCCAUAUAAUUCCAAGGUCACUUUUCAUUCUAGCUUACUUUGAAGAAACUGAUCCUACAUAUGCACAUUGUAUGUAAAUUUACCAAAUGGAAGUAGAUGUAUUAAAAAUGAAUGGAUCCUUGCUGUAUUAUCCUUAAUAAAGAUAAACUCACUUUUUGCACUAUGA